AUGUCUGCUACCCUCAAAACUGUCCUCUUCCUCCUGGCCGCCACCUCGGCCACCGUCUCUGCCGAGCACCUCAAGGUUGUCUUCUCUGCUGGUGACUUUGGUGCCAUUGGCGGCGACAACGGCAACUACGCCAGCUUCGCCAUCAUCAACGACAACGGCGACGCUAUUUACAACGACGGUACUCCCGCCGACCGCUCCCCCUGCUACAACACCGGCGAUGGCCGCGAGUUCACAAUCGAGGGUGACUGCUGGAGCACCCCUCGCACCUUCAAGUGCAAGUCUGACUUUGCUGGCCACCCUUCCACCUGCGAAGUCAAGGAUGGCGAUGGAAACAGCCUCGGCACCGGCGAAGGCGUGACCAACACCAAUUUCGUGGGUAUUGCCAUUGGCGAGGACUCCACAUGUGUCGUUGAGUUCGACUCCGACGACAGCGGCGAUGGCUGCCCUGUUGAUGACGGCAACGGCCCGCUUCACGUCACCUCUGGGUAA
Aspergillus versicolor CBS 583.65 is the source of this 489-nucleotide messenger RNA. RefSeq lists its product as uncharacterized. The record is from RefSeq and is a predicted model, not a curated record. The transcript has a single exon. Lineage: Eukaryota; Fungi; Ascomycota; Eurotiomycetes; Eurotiales; Aspergillaceae. The coding region runs from base 1 to 489 and encodes 162 amino acids.